CAGCGGGGUCCUUCCCGACGCGGGCGCAGCGCCGUCGCGGCGUGGGGCGGAAGCGCGGUCUCUGGCGGCUGACUCCAGCGCUCCGCGGAGCAGGCGGGAGGUGAGAGCAUCAUGGAUACUGACUUGUAUGAUGAAUUCGGGAAUUAUAUUGGACCAGAGCUUGACUCUGAUGAUGAUGAUGAUGAAUUGGGCAGAGAGACUAAAGAUCUUGAUGAGAUGGACGAGGAUGAGGACGAGGACGACGUGGGCGAGCAUGACGAGGACCACCCCGGGAUGGAGGUGGUGCUGCACGAGGACAAGAAGUACUACCCGACAGCUGAGGAGGUGUACGGCCCCGAGGUGGAGACCAUCGUGCAGGAGGAGGACACGCAGCCCCUCACGGAGCCCAUUAUUAAGCCCGUGAAGACCAAGAAGUUCACACUGAUGGAGCAGACUCUGCCUGUGACGGUGUAUGAGAUGGAUUUCUUGGCUGACCUGAUGGACAACUCGGAGCUCAUCCGAAACGUGACCCUCUGCGGCCAUCUCCACCACGGCAAGACCUGCUUUGUGGACUGCCUCAUAGAGCAGACGCACCCAGAAAUCCGAAAGCGCUAUGACCAGGAUCUGUGCUACACCGACAUCCUCUUCACGGAGCAGGAGAGAGGCGUGGGCAUCAAGAGCACCCCUGUGACAGUGGUCUUGCCAGACACCAAGGGGAAGUCGUACCUCUUCAACAUCAUGGACACCCCAGGACACGUGAACUUCUCCGAUGAGGUCACGGCCGGCCUGCGCAUCUCCGACGGUGUGGUCCUGUUCAUCGACGCUGCAGAGGGGGUGAUGCUGAACACAGAGCGGCUGAUCAAGCAUGCGGUGCAGGAGAGGCUGGCAGUUACCGUGUGCAUUAACAAGAUCGACCGGCUCAUCCUAGAGCUGAAGCUCCCACCCACCGACGCCUACUACAAGCUGCGCCACAUCGUGGACGAGGUCAACGGGCUGAUCAGCAUGUACUCCACCGACGAGAACCUCAUCCUCUCCCCACUGCUGGGCAACGUCUGCUUCUCCAGCUCUCAGUACAGCAUCUGCUUCACACUGGGCUCCUUCGCCAAGAUCUACGCUGACACCUUUGGUGACAUUAAUUAUCAGGAGUUUGCUAAAAGACUCUGGGGUGAUAUCUACUUCAACCCUAAGACGCGGAAGUUCACAAAGAAGGCCCCAACCAGCAGCUCCCAGCGAAGCUUCGUGGAGUUCGUCCUGGAGCCCCUCUACAAGAUCCUGGCUCAGGUGGUGGGUGACGUGGACACCAGUCUCCCGAGGACCCUGGACGAGCUCGGUAUCCACCUGACCAAGGAGGAGCUGAAGCUGAACAUCCGGCCCCUACUGCGCCUGGUCUGCAAGAAGUUCUUCGGGGAGUUUACAGGCUUUGUGGACAUGUGUGUGCAGCACAUCCCGUCCCCCAAGGUGGGCGCCAAGCCCAAGAUCGAGCACACCUACACUGGGGGUGUGGACUCCGACCUCGGCGAGGCCAUGAGCGAUUGCGACCCUGAUGGCCCGCUGAUGUGCCACACCACCAAGAUGUACAGCACAGACGACGGAGUACAGUUCCACGCCUUCGGCCGGGUGCUGAGUGGCACCAUCCACGCUGGGCAGCCCGUAAAGGUGCUGGGGGAGAACUACACCCUGGAGGACGAGGAGGACUCUCAGAUCUGCACUGUGGGCCGCCUCUGGAUCUCGGUGGCCAGGUACCACAUCGAGGUGAACCGUGUUCCUGCUGGCAACUGGGUCCUGAUCGAAGGGGUCGACCAACCCAUCGUGAAGACAGCGACCAUCACUGAGCCUCGAGGAAAUGAGGAGGCUCAGAUAUUCCGGCCCCUGAAGUUCAACACCACAUCUGUGAUCAAGAUUGCAGUGGAGCCUGUCAACCCCUCAGAGCUGCCCAAGAUGCUGGACGGUCUGCGCAAGGUGAACAAGAGCUAUCCAUCCCUCACCACCAAGGUGGAGGAGUCAGGUGAGCACGUGAUCCUGGGCACGGGUGAGCUCUACCUGGACUGUGUGAUGCACGACCUGCGGAAGAUGUAUUCAGAGAUUGACAUCAAGGUGGCUGACCCAGUGGUCACAUUCUGUGAGACAGUGGUGGAAACGUCUUCCCUCAAGUGCUUUGCAGAGACGCCCAAUAAGAAGAACAAGAUCACCAUGAUCGCUGAGCCUCUGGAGAAGGGCCUGGCUGAGGACAUCGAGAACGAGGUGGUGCAGAUCACUUGGAACAGGAAGAAGCUGGGCGAGUUCUUCCAGACCAAGUACGACUGGGAUCUGCUGGCCGCCCGCUCCAUCUGGGCCUUUGGUCCUGACGCCACUGGCCCCAACAUCUUGGUGGACGACACCCUGCCCUCAGAGGUGGACAAGGCCCUCCUGGGCUCCGUGAAGGACAGCAUCGUGCAGGGCUUCCAGUGGGGGACCAGAGAGGGGCCCCUCUGUGACGAGCUGAUUCGCAACGUCAAGUUUAAGAUCCUGGAUGCGGUGGUGGCCCAGGAGCCCCUGCACCGGGGCGGGGGCCAGAUUAUCCCCACAGCCCGCAGGGUGGUCUACUCCGCCUUCCUCAUGGCCACGCCCCGCCUGAUGGAGCCCUACUACUUCGUGGAGGUCCAGGCGCCUGCGGACUGUGUGUCUGCUGUGUACACCGUCCUAGCCCGGCGCAGGGGGCACGUGACUCAGGACGCACCCAUUCCCGGCUCCCCUCUCUACACCAUCAAAGCCUUCAUCCCGGCCAUCGACUCCUUCGGCUUUGAGACUGACCUCCGUACUCACACGCAGGGCCAGGCCUUCUCCCUGUCUGUCUUCCACCACUGGCAGAUUGUACCUGGCGACCCCCUGGACAAGAGCAUCGUCAUCCGGCCCUUGGAGCCACAGCCGGCCCCACAUCUGGCCCGUGAAUUCAUGAUCAAAACCCGGCGCAGGAAGGGCCUGAGUGAGGACGUGAGUAUCAGCAAGUUCUUCGAUGACCCCAUGCUGCUGGAGCUGGCCAAGCAGGACGUGGUGCUCAACUAUCCGAUGUGAGCCUCAGAGCCAGCGAGGAGCAGGCGAAGGCCCCUGCGCCUCCCCCUGGACCCGAACUGGCUCCUCCCCAGGACUCGCUGACUUCUCACCCCUGCUUUACUGUAGCCCUGGUUUGGAAAUGAAGAGAACAU
Molecule: messenger RNA, 3161 nt
Organism: Fukomys damarensis (Damara mole-rat)
Lineage: Eukaryota; Metazoa; Chordata; Mammalia; Rodentia; Bathyergidae
Gene: Eftud2
Product: elongation factor Tu GTP binding domain containing 2
Exons: 27
Coding region: 112-3030 (972 amino acids)
Biological process (GO): mRNA splicing, via spliceosome
Cellular component (GO): cytosol; U2-type catalytic step 2 spliceosome; U4/U6 x U5 tri-snRNP complex
Molecular function (GO): U5 snRNA binding; translation elongation factor activity; GTPase activity
Source: RefSeq, a predicted model, not a curated record